AUCAGCUGUCAAGACACCUGAAAGAUCUUGUCACAACCUUGUGUGUGAAGAUGAUGUCUUCGAAAGACAUGGUUAAGGUCAUGGUUGUCAUGUUUGCAAUUUGCUUUCUUGCAAAAUCGGAUGGGAAACCUGUUAAGAAGAGGUCUGUGAGUGAAAUACAGUUUAUGCAUAACCUGGGCAAGCAUCUGAGCUCCGUGGAGAGGGUAGAAUGGCUGCGGAGGAAACUACAGGAUGUACACAACUUUGUCGCCCUCGGAGCUCCAAUAGCUCACAGAGAUGGUGGUUCCCAGAGGCCCCGAAAAAAGGAAGACAAUGUCCCGGCUGAGAACCAUCAAAAAAGUCUUGGAGAAGCAGACAAAGCUGAUGUGGAUGUGUUAAUCAAAGCUAAAUCCCAGUGAAGACAGAGCAGAGCACUGCUAUACACAGGAUAGGGCAACAAAAUUACAUGCUGCUAACAUUCUCAAGCUUUGGAGAUCACCAAAUGCCAAUAUUUACGUCUAAUCCAUGGCUAGCCACGAUAGCUGAAAUUCUAAUUGAUUGUUUUGAUUCUACUUUUAUUCAUGUAAGGCCUCUUUUAAUUAUUCCAUUUCUGUUGUUUAUUCUUUUUAAAGUAUGUUAUUGCAUAAUUUAUAAAAGAAUAAAAUUGCACUUUGUAACCUCUCUCCCAUCGUACACUGCAAAAUAAAAAUUUAAUGAUCAUAAUUUUAAA
Messenger RNA from Puma concolor (puma), 709 nucleotides. It is a transcript of the gene PTH, whose product is annotated as parathyroid hormone. Lineage: Eukaryota; Metazoa; Chordata; Mammalia; Carnivora; Felidae. The record is from RefSeq and is a predicted model, not a curated record. Gene Ontology annotation, molecular function: hormone activity; parathyroid hormone receptor binding. Gene Ontology annotation, biological process: cell-cell signaling; intracellular calcium ion homeostasis. Gene Ontology annotation, cellular component: extracellular region.